Messenger RNA from Anguilla rostrata (American eel), 8795 nucleotides. RefSeq names its product E3 ubiquitin-protein ligase CBL-like. Gene Ontology annotation, cellular component: membrane raft; plasma membrane. The transcript has 16 exons. Gene Ontology annotation, molecular function: SH3 domain binding; phosphotyrosine residue binding; calcium ion binding. NCBI's taxonomy places the organism in Eukaryota, Metazoa, Chordata, Actinopteri, Anguilliformes, Anguillidae. The record is from RefSeq and is a predicted model, not a curated record. Bases 696 to 3410 code for a protein of 904 amino acids. Gene Ontology annotation, biological process: cell surface receptor signaling pathway; negative regulation of epidermal growth factor-activated receptor activity.
CCCACACACGAGGGGAGGGGACUUGAGGGCGGUGCUAAUAUUUUUCCCUAUGUUAAUUAUCUAUCAAAUGUAUUACCUAGCUCGCUAAAUUACGGAUAUCUCGUCUUCGACACAGCGAUGUGUAAUGCAGCGGUAGUUCGAUGAUUUACACAUUCUUUUCCAGAGUUUUCUGACGGUGUACCCACCGGAUUUAGCUAGCACCUACUGCACAACUCGCAAAAACUUCCCGUCAGAGCAGAGACGCAGACAGAGAGAAGAGGCUGCGCAGGAAAAGGGAACGACAUAUCCAGUCAGCUAGCUAGAAAGUAAAGAGCUUGUAACGUUAGCAGAUGAAAACACGAUCUUUUGCACUAACGUUAUUUACGAAGGAUUGCAACGGCAAAUAAACAAAACCCUCUGAAUUAUUUUUUUCUCGAAGCAGGAGUGGUUUAAUCUCGCUGGCUAGCACUCCUUUGCAACUUUGCAACAGAUUCCUGCAGCUUGCGUCGGUGUCAGCGUUUGAUAAUGAAAGCUAAGGGGAUUUAAUGGGACAUUUGCUGCGAUAGGACCCCCAUCUAUUUACUCUCUUUGGAGCCCUACUCGAAUCUGACACAAGCGCUGUACACUACAGGGUGAUCGGACGAAUUACCACUCAGCCUGGGAAGGAGGGCAGCCCCCCGGCCCCCGGGGGUCUCCCCGGCCGGCUGCAGCAAAGCAUGGCAGGAAAUCUAAAGAAAGGCGGGGGGCUAAUCGGGAUGAUGAAGGACGCUUUUCAGCCUCAUCACCACCACCUUCAUUCCCAUAAUCAGCCGGGGACCGUGGACAAAAAAACGGUGGAGAAAUGUUGGAAACUUAUGGACAAGGUGGUCCGACUUUGCCAGAACCCAAAGCUGGCGCUGAAGAACAGCCCGCCCUACAUCCUGGACCUGCUGCCAGACACCUACCAGCACCUGCGCACUAUCCUGUCCCGCUACGAGGGCAAGAUGGAGACUCUGGGCGAGAACGAGUACUUCCGCGUCUUCAUGGAGAACCUGACCAAGAAGACCAAGCAGACCAUCAGCCUGUUCAAGGAGGGCAGGGAACGCAUGUACGAGGAGAACACCCAGCCCAGACGUAACCUGACCAAGCUGUCGCUGAUAUUCAGUCACAUGCUGGCCGAGCUGAGGGCCAUCUUCCCCAAUGGCCUGUUUCAGGGCGACAACUUCAGGAUCACCAAGGCUGACGCCGCCGAAUUCUGGAGGAAGUCUUUCACAGACAAGACCAUUGUACCAUGGAAAAUGUUCCGGCAGGCUCUGCACGAAUUUCACCCAAUCAGCUCUGGCCUGGAGGCCAUGGCUCUGAAGUCCACCAUAGACCUCACUUGUAAUGACUACAUCUCCGUGUUUGAGUUCGACAUCUUCACCAGGCUCUUCCAGCCGUGGUCGUCUCUGCUACGUAACUGGAACAGUCUGGCAGUCACACACCCCGGCUACAUGGCCUUCCUCACCUACGACGAGGUGAAGGCUCGUCUGCACAAAUUCAUCCACAAGCCUGGCAGCUACAUCUUCAGGCUGAGCUGCACGCGGCUGGGCCAGUGGGCCAUCGGCUACGUCACCGCCGACGGCAACAUCCUGCAGACCAUCCCCCACAACAAGCCGCUGUUCCAGGCGCUCAUCGACGGCUUCCGGGAGGGAUUCUACCUGUUCCCUGACGGCCGCACCCAGAACCCGGACCUGACGGGGCUGUGCGAGCCCUCCCCUCAGGAUCACAUCAAGGUCACGCAGGAGCAAUACGAGCUGUACUGCGAGAUGGGCUCCACCUUCCAGCUCUGCAAGAUCUGCGCCGAGAACGACAAGGACGUGAAGAUCGAGCCCUGCGGACACCUCAUGUGCACGUCCUGCCUCACGGCCUGGCAGGAGUCUGAGGGUCAGGGCUGCCCGUUCUGUCGCUGUGAGAUAAAGGGCACGGAGCCCAUCGUGGUGGACCCCUUCAACCCCAAGGACGGCGGCGGCGGCUUCACCGCAGCCAUGGGGUCGUACGGGUCCGAGUGCGCCCUGUCGCCUAACUACGACGACGACGACGACGACCGCCUGGAGGACCCCCACCUGAUGAUGAGCAAGCUGGCCUGCUCCAAGGUGGAGCGCCCCCCCUCGCCCGUCUCCACGACGCCCCAGGCCUCGCUGCCCCCCGUGCCCCCCCGCCUGGACCUGCUGCCGCCGAGGCCGGGCACCUCCUCGGGGGCGUCCAGCCCGGGCUCCACGUCCAAGGCCUCCUCCCACCACAAAGACAAGCCCCUCCCCCUCCCCCCCGGCUUGUGGGACCUCCCGGCCCCUCCCCCCCCGGAACGCCCGCCCCCGGGGGGUCCCGAGGGCCGGCUCCCGAGACGACCCCUCCCCGGCACCCCGGGGGACCCGCCCCGCGACCAUCUGCCCCCGGUGCCCCCGAACCGCAGCGCGGCUGAGUGGGGCUCCCGGCCCGUGCCCAGGGCACCCGGCGACCUGCGCGGCGCCCGCGAGCUCUCCAACCGCCACUCCCUCCCCCUGGCCCCGCCCCCGGCGCCGGACAGACGCGCCGACGCCCUGAGGCCCAGCAGCUCCCUCGGCCUGGAGCAGCAGCUGAGUUUCGGCGGCAGUGGCCCCGGGAGGGCGGAGUACGACAUCCCCAAAGUGAAGCCCUCGAACUCGGCCAACGCCAUCUACUCCCUGGCAACCAGCCGGCCGUACCCAGCCUUGACUCCGCUGACCGGCGAGGAGGCGGAGAACGACGAGGAGUCGGAGUACAUGAGCCCCUCCUCCCGCCCCGUGCAUCUCGCCCUGGGGGUGAGCGCAGGCCCCGCCCAGCCCAGCGCGCUCAGCUCGCGGGUGCUGGUGAAUGACUUUGAAGGGGAAGUGCCACAGACGUACGAAGCCAUGUAUAACAUCCAGUCCCAGGGUCAUUCAGUGUCCCUGCCUGCGCAGACCCAAGACUCAGAUUACUCCGAUCUCCCGCCCUCCGCCAGCACCAACGGCCUCCGGGAGCCUGCCAGCGAUGAGGACGACGACGAUGGUUACGACUUCCCCAAACCGCCGGUGCCCGCCAACCUCGCCCGCCGCACCCUGUCCGACAUCAGCGCAACCUCCUCCAACUUCAGCCGCUUCUCCAUGGACAACGAGCCCAUCUCAGGAGCCUACUUCUCUGAGUCAGGCCACGCCCCCGAGCGCCCGCCCAAACCCCUGCCUCGCAGGAUCAACUCGGAGCGGCGGCCGAGCCCUGUGCCCCCGGCGUGUGGAGGCGGGGCCGGGGGCGGAGCCAGCCCCCAGAUGGCCGACGAGAUCGAGCACCUCAUGAGCCAGGGCUACUCCUACCAGGACAUCCAGAAGGCCCUGAUGAUCGCGCAGAACAACGUGGAGAUGGCCAAGAACAUCCUGCGCGAGUUCGUCUCCGUCCCUUCGGCAGCUCACAUCCUCACAUAGCACCGCCCCUCCAGGCUGCUGAUUGGCUGUCUCCUGCAGCUCUCGCAACCUCAUUGGUUGGUCUGUAACUGAGUGUGCCUACUGAGUGUUAAUGUACUGAAGAUUACAUCAGCACCAUUUAAAUCACACACACACACACACACACACACACAGGGUCAGUCAGACAGAAGCAGAUUAUUAUAAUAUCCUCGUGACUUACCACUCCUACCUAAAGUUUUAUAUUAAUAUGUAUACACACAUGCAGACCCACACUCAUAUGUAUGUACACAGUUUAAAUGUAUGGCUAAAGCCCCCGCUGAAAUGCUGCAUUAAUGAUAUAAAGGCGCGGUUUGGGGUCGUGACAGGGCCCCUCGCAGCCCAUCGGCAGGGGUCUGUCUGUGAUGAGGGACGUUUUGGACAGGGCGUGUCCCGCGGCAGGCUCUGUGAUGGGCAGUUCUGGGACUCCCCUUGCUCCAUUCCUCCCGAGCUGAACCCCAUGUCUGGAGCCUGACCUUUCUUUUGUGUUCCUCUCCUACUGAUUUAGACGGUAGGCUCCUGCGGUGCCGUGCGGCGCUCGGUCUUUGAGGCUUUCUCUAGGACGCUUGGGGCCGUUUAAAGUCACUGCUGUUGUCCAUGUUUAGCUUUGGAAGCGGUGCAGCGUUUGGCUGUGAGAGUGUGGUACGACUGUGAGGUACUGGGGUUCUGUCAUUACUUUCAUUCAGGGCAAAUUAUGGUAGUGGAUGUGAUGUGGCUUCAGAUGAAAUCCGCACCCCGUUGCUAAACGUGCGUUUGUUGCUUGGUAGGGAGCGUGUGUGUUUAAUCUGUACCGGCACCUUCCCCAGAGGCGGGGGCGGGGCCGCUGCACGUAGAAGCGGGUGUGGGAAGCGACUACCGUCUCUGCGAUUGGCUCGCGGUCCUGUCCCUCAUCCUUCACUGAUGAAUGUGUACUUUUUUUUAAGAAAAACGCAGUGUGGUGGCUUUUUUUUUUUUAUACAGUAUUUCUGAGCUGUAGUAGUUCCCUCUCUCCCCGUGUUGGGUGGGGUGCAGAGAGGCUGCUAAUAUCAGAUGGUGUGGAAAUGGCAGAACUAAUAUAUUAACAAACCCCCACCUGCGCUGUCACCUGCGGUUCGGAGACGGCACAGGUGUGCAAGACGCCUUGAAACGUGUUCAGCGCUAGUCCUGUCCUUUAACUUUAACCCUUUACUAACGUUUUAUUUGAGCUCUGUUACUAUUAAUAAAUCAGAAGUGCUUUACUGCUGCUGCUAUGGUUAGUGCUAAACAAAUAAGCCUUAAAUGUACAUUUGUGAAUAAACUGGUGUAAUUAUUGCUUUUUUAAAGUGACAGUAUCUCUUGUUUUUCUUUUUUUUUCCCAUAGCAUACUUGAAGAAAUGUUAAGAGCAUGUGAAUCUAUUUUGUGCCCAAGUCGAUAGAUUAUCAUUUUUUUCCUACCUGCAUAUUUAUAUGUACUGAGGAGUGCUGCAUUGGACUGAAAGGGUCCACUUUCUGAUCAUCUUUUACUUAUUACUUACUGCAGCAAAAAAUAGAUGAAUUAGUAAGAAAGGAAUGAGAAAAGAUUAAUAAAAAUAAAUACAGAUUUUGGUCAUUAGGUAGAAAGCAGCGCGGAUGUAGGCACUACCUCAUAGACUCUUUGACUUGUUUUGCUGUGGAGGAGAACAGAAGCACUGAUGUUUCCUACAUUAAGCUUUUUCCAGCUGUCACGGUAACCAUGAAAUGCCUUAGGAUGCCCACAUUCCUUUUCAGCCAGGUCUCCGCCCCUUUCUCCUGGUCCCUUCACCUCGUCCCAGUGCUCUUCAUUAGCUUUGUGUUGGAACGGGUUUCAGUCUGCCGAAAGAUCUCAGCCUGAGCACUUCUUAAAUGUCGCUGCUCAACAUCUGCGCGGCCAUGUUUGGAAACUGACUUAAGAGUGAAUGGAAGUGUCCAUUUUAGUGAAGUGAUACCAGACUAGUUGAGAACCAGUACCUUCCUGCAAAGAAAAAUGUAGCACAUCCACUUACAAUUACGUACAAUAUGAAAUUUGUGAUACAAGAAAUGUAUAUUUUGAAUGUGUCAAUAAAUAGCAUGUUUCUAAGGCACUUUCAAAUAUGUAGUUUGUGUGCAUGCAUGCAUACAUUGGCAAAUAUAGUAUCCGAAUGUGGAAAAAUAGUUUCCUAAUGUAUGAUUUCUCUAUCCGAAUAUUAUGUUUUAUCCAUAAGGGUACUCUGUGUUAAUCACAACAGUUCAUUGGGAAUCAGAAACACUCUUGCAUGCAAAUUACUAAGCCGUCAAUCAUUGGUGUUUUCAAUGUUUUUUGUUUUCAAUGGUGUGGUUUUGAUUAUUUUAGAGAACAAGCACACUUAAUUAACAAAAGCAUCUGCUUAGUUCUCUCUCUUCUCAGGAGAAUAAAAUACCAGUUAAAGUGGCUAUUUGCAGCAAUUCUUCCUCAAAAACUGGUGAAAAUUGUUAACCCAAUCAGGACAACAGUUUUGGAUGAUCAGGAAAAAAAACAUUUCUUCUUCUUUUUCUUCCCUUUUCCUGUUCUUUAAAAUGGGCUAAUUUUAACUCAUUUCCUCCUCACAACCCUCGAGAUUUAGUCUAAGGCCAUUUUCAAUCACUGGAAAAUUUCGAUCAGUGGUUAUUUAUAGUAGGUGUGCAGGCUAGUCUAAGCCCUGACCUUUUGCUGUGGUCAGGCCAAAAGGCUCUCUCAGACUUUACAGAACUGUAUCACUUUCUUGCCGUCUGUCUCUUUCGCCUUAUGUGUAUUUCAGAUAAAAAUUUAAUAGGACAUUUUAUUUGACUGCAUGUGACUGGGGGAGGGCGCCUUAGAAAGUUGCCAAUGAUUACUCCUCUUCACUGUGCUAAUUAAUGUAAAUAAAAUUUCCGGUUGUGUGUGCCUGUGUGCUUGUGUGCUUGUGUGCUUGUGUGUGUGUGUGUGUGUGUGUGUGUGUGUGUGUGUACAGUAUAUGAAAAUGUGCAAAGAUACUGUCACUUUAAAACCGUGUGAUAAGUAAACAUACUGAUAAGUGAAAUGAUACAAUGGAAAUGUCAGUUUUUUUGCUUUUCAAGUUAAUGUCAGAAUUUUAUUUUUUACCAACGUUUGCAUUUUUUAUCUAAAUAAUACUGUGAGCAGUGCCAUGAUUUUGUUUAAAAAUAUUUAAGGGCAUCCUUCCUGAAGCAUAGGACAAUGCUUUUUGUUUCUGUGGAAAGUGUGUGAUAAUUGCUUAAUGCUCAAAAUCCUCCCACAUCUUCAAACGUUGCAUACUUACCAGCUGCGCUCUAGUAUAGUAUAUGCCUUAUGUACGCCAUUCUGUUGGGGAACUAAGAUGGCGGUGCGGUCUCACCCACAGAUCAUGUGAUUUGUCACCAUAGUGCUUAAUCGCACCCCAAAAUGCAAAUGCUUGACAUUUUUGACUGGUUUCUGACAACCUUAUGAGGAAGAAUCCUAUAUUCUCCUCCCUAAUUUAUUCUUUUGUGGAAAUUAAGUGCAAAUCUGUCAUACAGCUCAAACGGGAAUAUAUAUAUAUAUAUAUAUAUAUGAAUAUAUACAUAUAUACAUAUACAUACAUACAUACAUACAUUCGACCACAAGAGGGAGAUCCUUCCAAAUGUUGCCAGGUGAAUGGCAGCAUUAAGUGCAAAUUUUGGUAUUCAUAAUUCAUAUCAGACCAGUGUGGGAAAAAACGAAAUUAAAUUCUGUAGAUUCCUGUUCGUUUUUACGGCUGAAACGUCCGCUGUCGCUCUAAGAGUGUGAAUGCACAUAAACUAGUUGUUUGUGCUCAUGCUGUAGCCCAGUUGCAUAUUAGCCUUAAUGGCAAAUUUAAGGAAGUUCGUCUUGCUCAAUUUUCAAUGUUUUCAAAUAAGGCGGAACUAAGUAGCAAAAAAAAGAACACUUCCUUAAAUGUGGCAUUCUAAGUCAAGGUCAAAUUUCAAAGUGGGUGAACUGAGAUCUGUGGGAAAUGUAUAACUAUGACAUGGGGAUGACAAAAAUAAUUAAACUAAUUAAAAGGAACAGGUGGUAGUGCCAAGCAGUGGAGCAGAGAUUUCUCUUCCUGUCAUUUUCAGCCUACGAUGAAAGUAUUUUAUUUUAUUUUUUUUAAUGGAAUUGUAUUGCAAUGUUUAUUUUGAAGUUACCUUAUCUUUCAUUAGGCCCAUACGAUCUGGCUUUUCUUGCAUUUUCGAACUGCUUGAAACAAAGAAAGAAUAAUUAGGCUGUCACUGAAUCUGUGCUUUAGUAUACAAAUAAUAUAUACCCUGUAGGCCUUGUAGUCUUGUCAUUUUAUAACCAGAUCCUGUUCUGGCAGACAGGUGUAUAAAGGUCGUAUUUUCUUGAUCCCAUUGAUGGCAGUAGUGGGAAGGCAUAGCUCACUAUGGGCCAGCACACUGCGUACUGUAAGGGAGUCGGUAUCGCCUGGUUACGAGCACUCUUGUGGUCUCUGGUCUCAUUAUACCAGCUCAGGAAGGUGCCAUUGGGAUGGAUUCCCUUUGCUUUGCCUGAGUUAAAAAAAAAAAUUAAAAAAAAACUUGAAUUCACCUAUGAUGGCCAUUGUCAAGUAGUGCCAUAAUUUCCUUUUAUUUAUUUAAAGUAAAAAGAGUUCUUUUUCUCUCUAAUUUAGUGUGUGGAGCACCCACCGCCACACCCGCUCCCUCUUAUUGGAUUGGUCUUAGAGAGGUGUGGCCAUGUGGGCGUGGUUUCGGAAGGGUGUCACCUGGACAGGUUAGGAUGUUAAGUUUUCCCCGGUACAGACUGGAUUAGACUCUUGUCAGUUCAUACCCAUAUUUUUUCUUUCUUUCUUUCUUUCUUUCUUUCUUUUGUACAUGUUCGAUUUCAGUGUGAAUCCGAUGCAAUGAAGUUGACUGGCAGCUUUAUGUAGAGAGAUAUGGAUUUGAAGCUGUGCGUGUAACUAAAAUGGUAUCAGUUCAUACAGUUGUUGUAGCCAAACAGACUGCAGGGACAACUUUGACUCAAGGAAAAGGAUUGGAGCUUUUUUAAUGUAGGCAGUGUUUUACAGUUAUUACAAUUAUUACUAUAAUUACUAUUGUGCUUAAAGUGAAAUUAAUAUCAGUUCUUAUAUCAGUGUUAUAAUCUUUGGAUGUUUAUCCUACGAUGUCCUUGAAUAUAAAAUAAAAUGUGUGAAUUAUUAAAAAUAUGUGGAUACCUUUAACUUUUUUUAAUCUUACUGCUGCCUGUACAAAGCAGAAAGCGAACUGAAAUAUGAAGUAUAUGAAACCAUUUCCCUUUUCAUAAAGAGUAGCACAAUUUAUUUUUCUUACAUAUUUUUCAUUAUAUUCAUGUCUAGAAAUAACUAAUGUUAUUUAUUAAUUUUUUUAUGCUGUACUCCAAUCCGAGAUGCUUAUUGUUGGUUUUGUUUCUGGAAUUUGCAUCUGCCAUUAAAGAGUUUUUGAAUACUU